Molecule: messenger RNA, 3303 nt
Organism: Sporothrix brasiliensis 5110
Lineage: Eukaryota; Fungi; Ascomycota; Sordariomycetes; Ophiostomatales; Ophiostomataceae
Product: cell cycle checkpoint protein
Exons: 1
Coding region: 1-3303 (1100 amino acids)
Biological process (GO): DNA damage checkpoint signaling; mitotic DNA replication checkpoint signaling; DNA repair
Molecular function (GO): chromatin binding
Source: RefSeq, a predicted model, not a curated record
AUGCCACCCCGCAGGAAACGGAACGUCCUAGACGAUUCCGACAGCGAGGACGAAAAGGCCCGCGAGCAACGGAAGACGAGCCUGCGGAACUUCUUUUCGCCUAACAAGACAGUCUCGACUUCGACGGGCGGUGCGUCGGACGCAUCUCCAGCAAAGUCGGCAGCAGCAAUACCAACAACGCCGACAGCCUCGCCCACGCCCACACGAAGAACACGAGUCAUUGCCGCCCAUACAAAGACACCGACCAAGUCCCCAUCGAAGAACUCCAAAGCAGUAGCCGCCACGUCUCCCGCACCCAGCUCUCCGUUCAGCCGCAUUCUCUCCAGCCGUGUCAAGGACAGCAACAGCAAGAAUGGCGCAGCGGGCACCAGUGGAAAUGCAAACGGCGGAGGGUCGGCUAGUGCUGGCUCCAGUCCAUGUCCGAGUCCCGAGAAGCGGCGUGGCAACAAGGCCCUCAAGGGCCAGGUCGACGAGCGCGGCAAGUCGGCUGACCUCGUGGCCCUCUUCACAAAGCAGGCCGAGAAGGCCCAGAACUCGCCGCCCAAGAAGACCGUCCGGCUGGCCCUCGAUGUUGACAUGGGCAGCGAUCCCAUUGCAUCCGAAGACGACGACAUAAAGGACGACGACGGCGGCAUCGCGGAGAGCAGUGCCGUUGUGGCGAGCUAUGUCGGCAGCCGCGCCCAGAAACGGUGGAAGAGCAGCACAAACGGGUCGGCAGCGAUGUCGAAUCUGUCGAAUCUGUCGAGCCAGCAACUGCCUUCGUCAUUACCACUCUCCUCCUCCUCCGCACUUCCAAUAUCCACUCAUUCCUCCAGCCAACGCUUCAAGCGACCAAUACGACCUGGAGGCUCGAACGGCGCGGCCGCCGCGAAUGACGAUGACCUACGGCCCUGGUCGGAACGAUUUGCACCCACAAACCUCGACGAGCUCGCUGUACACAAGAAGAAGGUGACCGAUGUACGGCGAUGGCUGGACGACGUGAUGCACGGCCACCUACGGCAGCGGCUGCUCGUUCUCAAAGGUGCCGCCGGCACAGGAAAGACGACGACCGUACGGCUGUUGGCCAAGGAUAUGAACCUGGACGUUCUGGAGUGGCGCAAUCCGACCGGUGCCUACGCGGCUGGUGCCACAUCCAUGGGGUUUACGUCGGCGGCCGCCCAGUUCGACGAGUUUUUGAACCGCGGUUCCAAGUUUUCUCAGCUCGACCUGGAAGACACCAGUUCGGACAGCGACGACAGCACGUCGAGACAAACGGCAAGAACGAAUGGCAACAGUAACGAAAACGGCAAAUCAAGCGAUCUCUCGACACCUCGGCGGCGCAAGGUCAUUGUCAUUGAAGAGUUCCCAAACACUUUUAUGCGCUCGUCGAGCGCGUUGACCGGUUUCCGCAACAGUGUACUGCAAUAUCUGGCGACCAACACCCCAUCGUUAGCGGCAUACGCGCAGCGGCGCGCAUCAUUUGACCCGGACACCAUUGCGCCUGUAAUUAUGAUUGUUUCCGAGACCCUGCUUACAACUACAUCAGCCUCGGCCGACAGCUUCACGGCCCACCGCCUCCUCGGCCCCGAAAUUCUCCGACACCCAGGCACUGGCCUCAUCGAGUUCAACUCCAUUGCGCCGUCGCUUCUCGCAAAGGCCCUGGAGCUGAUUGUACAGAAAGAGGCCAGGAAGUCGGGCCGGCGACGGACGCCGGGCCCGCUGGUCCUCAAGCGUCUUGGCGAGGUUGGCGACGUGCGGAGCGCUGUGGCGUCGCUCGAGUUCCUUUGCGUCAAGGGCGAUGACCAGGGCGACUGGGGCGCCAAGGUGGCGUUUACGAAAAGCCGCAAGGGACCCAAGGACGCGGCCCUCACCAAGGGCGAGCGUGAGACGCUUGAGAUGGUCUCGCAGCGCGAAGCCAGCCUCGGUGUCUUCCAUGCGGUUGGCAAGGUCGUCUACAACAAGCGGGAAGAUCUGCCGCGACCGCCAGACACUGAAGAAGCCCUGGCCGAGAUGCUGCCAGACUAUUUUGCGCACCACGCCCGGCCCAAGCGCACGCUCGUCGCCGCUGAUACGCUUAUCGACGAGAUUGGUACCGAUACCCACACCUUUAUUUCCGCCCUACACGAGAACUACGCCUUGUCGUGCGAGCAGACCGGGCCUCACGAUCCCAUGUCUUCCAUCGACUACUUAAAUGGCUGCAUCGAGUAUUUAUCUGAGAGCGACCUGCUGUGCCCGACGUGGGACAUUUUCUUUGGCGGACGCGGCUCGAACCGGUCGAAUUUUGGACGCGAUUCGGGCAGCCACGUAUUGCGGCAGGAUGAGAUGGCUUUCCAGGUGGCCGUCCGUGGCCUGCUCUUUUCGCUGCCGUCGCCCGUCAAGCGGUCGUCGGGCGGGCACUACCAACGAGGCGACGGCGGGAAUGGUAACGGCAGCGGCGUGGGCGUAGGCGCAGGCGGAGGCGGCAACCAGUUCAAGAUGUUCUACCCCAUGAGCCUCAAACUGUGGCGGAACCGAGAAGAGAUGGAGGCAUUGGUUGACGUCUGGUCGUCGAAACUGCUUCGGGGUGAGGUGGUUCAGCAAGGCGGUGGUCCACCGUCGACACAACAGAGCGGGGGCAACCGGGCGCUGUCGUUCCGCCGGCCUGCACCGCGGUUUAGCAGCAACGGCAACAGCAGCAGCCAGGCAUCGGGCUUUGGCCCGAGCUCGAGCCAAGCACGUGUGGCAACCACCAACGAUGACACCGACCGAAAGGGAAUCGUCAUCAAGAAGGAGCACUCGGACCACAGCGCGAGCAGUUUGGCCAAUAUUUCCGAGAAGACGGAGAAACCGUCACAAACCUCAUCGUCACCGCCACCACCACCGCUCCUCUCGCUCGGCAGCUCGGCGCGAAAAGAACUGUUGCUCGAACGCCUGCCCUACAUGGCCCUCAUCGCCCGUAGCAAGCGCUGCUCUUUCGGGUCCAUGGGCAUGCGCGACCUCGAAAAAGUGGUCUCGUUCCACGGUAUCGGGGCGGCCGCGGCAGCCACGGGCAACGACGAUGCCGACGAAGACGCUGCUGACGCAAAUUUUGGCAUUGGCGCUGGCAUGAGCAUGGGCGACGACGCCUGGGCCACCGACCGGCCAACGGACGACUCGCAGUCGAGCCCCCGCAAACCGCGGCGGCCGCUGCAGGCCUAUGGGCGACAACCAGCACCUCCACCACCACCGGCGAACGGGCGUGCUAGCAAGAUGCAGGUCAACGACGGCGAAGACCUGGAUGCGCUACCGGGGCUGCCCAUGUACAACCUGUACCUCAGCGACGACGAUAUCGAAGAAGUCGACUAA